Messenger RNA from Rodentolepis nana, 276 nucleotides. The record is from the annotation of a GenBank genome assembly. NCBI's taxonomy places the organism in Eukaryota, Metazoa, Platyhelminthes, Cestoda, Cyclophyllidea, Hymenolepididae.
UUGAUUUGUUUACCAAGGUCCUCCACCCUAUGGACAGCCAAGUCAUUGAUUACUCAGCCUGCUGUUGGAAUUAAUUCACAAGAAAUAUAUUGUCCAGCGUGCCGUAAAACGGUCAUAUCUGAGACCAGUACUAAAACAGGUGCUUGGACUUGGGUUAUAUGUGACUUAGGUUGCUGCCUUAUACCUUUUUGUGUGAAGUCUUGCAAGGAUGUUCAACACACUUGUCCAGAGUGCGACAGAAUUGUGGCUACCAAAGAGUAUAAACCCUUCAGUUAA